AUGAUGCGUUCACCCCCUCGAGCCGGUCGGUCAAUGAGCCCUGAAGCAGCUCUGUCCGCACAAGCUGAAGCCAGACGAUUGGCUGCAUAUCCGGGAGCUAAGAUUCCGGAUGCCAACAGUGAACCUGCCAUCGAUCGAUAUGAUUGGCCGGCACCACCCUCACCCGCUGUCGUCAUGAUUGACAGACGUAAGUUGUCAAUUUUAUUGCCCUGUGGUGACCAAAAACGUCGAUAA
Messenger RNA from Rodentolepis nana, 234 nucleotides. The record is from the annotation of a GenBank genome assembly. NCBI's taxonomy places the organism in Eukaryota, Metazoa, Platyhelminthes, Cestoda, Cyclophyllidea, Hymenolepididae.